Molecule: messenger RNA, 1494 nt
Organism: Nakaseomyces glabratus
Lineage: Eukaryota; Fungi; Ascomycota; Saccharomycetes; Saccharomycetales; Saccharomycetaceae
Source: RefSeq, a predicted model, not a curated record
AUGUUUGUGGUGUUACUUCUGCUGAGUUUUGCCUUUGCACAGAUAGAGCCACCAGCAGGUGGAGUUGGUAUCAACAACAACAACAACAACAAUAAUAAUAAUGGUACUGAUCUUUCCAGUUCCAAUAUAAUCCCAAGUUCAGACCCUUACUCAUUUACACCGGAUGAAUCUACUCAACUCCAGGUGCCGUCCUCCACUUCAUCGGUGGUACCUGUGGAACCUUCGUCAUUCACAAAUUCCUUCAGCACUCUCAUAUCACAAAGCCCAAGUACAUUCUCAAGCACAUUUUCAAGCACAUUUUCAUCCAUUAUUCCAUCAAGUUUUUCUUCAUUACCAUCAUCAUCAAGAAGUUCACAAUAUACUCCUUCAUCUACAAUUUCGAGUAUAUCGUCCUCAUCAUCUCUAUCCAGUUCGUCAUCUUACUUUUCCAGUUCCAUUUCAGUUAGAAGCUCAUAUUCAUCAAGCUCUAGAAGUUCAAGCAGCAUAAUAUCGUCAUCCUCUAGAUCAACAAUUGCUCCAAGCAGUUCCAGCUCGUCGUUUUUUUCAAGUGCGAUUACUUCAUCUAGCUCCUCGGUCUAUUCAAGUUUCUCAUCCUUUUCCUCCAGUUAUUCGUCUAGCUCAUCCUCCAUUAGCCCAUCCUCUACAUUGUCAACUUUCAGCUCUAGUAGUUCUAUACUACCUUCAAGUACCACAUCUUCCUCAACAACAUCGAUUUCAUCAUCAAUUAGCUCUACGACUAUUACUACUUCAUCCACCCCAAGCUCAUCAAGUUCAAUAAAUACAUCAAAUGUUAUUAUCACGAGUGUAAUUGAAGGCAAAACUAUUCUGUCAAAUUCAUAUACAACCAUCACUUAUUCACCCGAAUCGACUGCGCAUAAGUCGCCGCAAAAUAAGAGUGGAAACCAUGGGUUGUCUAGCAAAAACAAAAAAAUUGUGAUUGGCUGUGUGGUAGGUAUCGGUGUUCCGUUGCUCAUUGCCAUUUUAGUGUUACUCUAUAUUUUCUGCAUCAUGCCCACUAGAACUGACUUUAUCGAUUCUGACGGUAAAGUGAUUACCGCAUACAAAAGGAAUAUUUUUGUUACCAUAUGGUACUCAUUACUAGGAAAGAAUCUUGAUGAUGCUAGGAACUUUAGUUCAGAAUCACCAAUGGGUAGUGACGAUAACUCAUCCGAUUUUAUCAUUACAAAUGACAAAGAUGUUGCCAAUACCUAUGAGGUACCAGAUAUCGAUACCACUCAAGCUUCCGCUAAUGAAGAGGAUGAUUUAAUCAAUAACAUACGAGGCAGAAAUUUCAAAGCACAUCGACAUUCGACAAGUUUGACAAGUAAUAUCUAUACGGAAUCAUCUGUUGAUGAAUUCACAACACCGUCACAGGGAAGACAAUAUGACCAUCUUUCGAUUGUCAAUAGCAUAGCUUCUGAAAAUAUCAUCCCAGAAGAUUUUGAUGAUGGGUACUACCAUCGUGGUGGCAAUUUGAAUGUUACUAACUACUGA